UCGAGCAGGUCCCUUUCUACUUUAUGAUUUAAUCUAUAAGUUAUAAGUUCAUCAUUAUGAGUGAGCCAUCUCUUUCAACGAAUAAUCAUGGCCAUUGAGAAGCCAGGUCUGACCAAUCUGGAAGUCUUGCUCUCGUUGGUCACCCACCACUAUUCCAAUCGAAGUCAGCCCUUUUGGAGGAACAUGAGCCAAUGGUCGGGAGACCUGAGUGAUUUAAGCAGUUUCCCAAUGAGCAGUUCCGGUCAGUCCUUCCAUACCAAUCGGACUUAUAUGGAGGAUUUUCUGUUUCCAUUCCUCCAUUUCAACGAGACCACUUUCCCCGACCUUUUGGACUCGUUGGAAGAGAGCUUCCAUUGUGGAAAUGGUAGUGCCACCUUUGAGCAGCUCAUACGAUAUGUGGACAUUUCUUGGUGGUUGGAUGGCGUGUUCCAAUUGGCCAUUGGAGCCUUUGGCGUGUUCAUCAACAUCAUGGCUUUGCCCAUCUUGUUCUCUAGGCGCAUGAAGAGCGUUUUCAAUUGCCUUCUGACCAUUUUGCUGGUGAUGGAAACGCUUUUUAUUCUGGCCACGUGCUACGAGACCUUUCGACAGAACCUCCAUUUCAAUUCCAAGACAUCCAAUGGGAUCUUUGCUUUCAUCAUCUAUCCCGCCAAGAACGCCAUUUUGUACUACUCGAUUUACAUGGCCACCGUCAUGGCCCGAGAACGUUACAUGGCCGUGAGAUGUCCAGUUAAAUAUCACAACGAGAAUUCCGGCCUCAAUCCAUGGCGAAGGGCGCUCUUCUUGAGUUUGCCUGUGGUUCUAUUCUCGACACUUUUCAUUGUUCCCAUAUUCUUCGAGGCCAGCCUGGAGACCAAGGUGGUCCAGCUCCAGGAACACGAGGCAGCCCAAUUACACACCGAGUUCCACCUGGGAUCUCAAUUUGAAGAAGAGAACAUCCAAGCCAAUAUCCAUCAUGUUGAGAUGGACCAGAAUUUUUCCAUGACUGCGAUGUGGCUGGAAUCGUUGUUCCCACCCGAGCCCAAAUUCACCAAUGUCACCAUCCACGAGCUCACCCCUUCCAAAUUACGCUUCAACCAGCACUACGUGCUUCUCUACAAGAGCCUGGCCAACUUUGUCCUCACCAUGAUCCUUCCGUUCGGCCUCCUGGUCUUCUACAACUGGCGCAUCAUCAGCGUUUUGCGGCGCAGACGUCGGCUCACUAAUCGGCCACUUCAGUCGCAAAACUCGCGCUCCGUGCAACUCAAGGCCGAAGAGGCCCGCAAGUCGUACGUUCUGUUCGCCAUCACGUUCAUGUUCAUCGUGUGUCACAGUGUUCGCUUUGUCCUCGGGAUUCAUGAGUGCCUCUCCGUGCAGGAAUACCAGGAGGGCGUUCGCAACCACUGCAACCCAUCCCCGUUGUGGGUCCUGAUCCUGCAGAGUGUGUCCAACCUCCUGCUGACCCUGAACUCGAGCUUGUGUUCCAUCUUGUAUUGCUUGACGAGUCGAGACUUUCAGAACGAGCUCCGAACCCACUACGCCUGGUUCAAGGAGCAGGUCUCACCCUCCAUGGAGGAACAGCCACCCCUGCCACCACUCGUGGACUCGGAGAACAAUGAGGUCAUUAUUCCAAUGGCCGCUUUUUUGAGUAAAUCUGAAAGCCGAGAUACGACCUCGACCAAUGUGACCACUUUGGCUGGAACUGGCCAUAAAUUGCCGAACUCGCGACGAAAUGGCUUGGAGUCGGGGAGUUCGGAGGGCAGUUCCAGAUCUUCCCAAUGCUCGUCGGUGGACACGAUUGCGGUUAUGGCCGGGGAUCAAGCUAAUGUGAUCGACCAUGAGCUCAGGUUCAACCAUUCCACUUUACCUAUUUGUCGUGAUUUGCUUCGAUUAAGCCCAGCGGAAAUGGGAUGCGCAUCUGGGAACAAUGGAAACUUUUCGCUUAACCAUUUGAGAGAUAUGGUUUAGGGGGAUAGUAUGAGUGUGUUUUGCUGUAUUAAAUAACUAGACCCAUAUCAGAAACCUCCUACCUACCAACUUCAAUAUUUGUCAUAGGCAAACGUUAUCUAUUUGUCAGAAACUUUGAAUGUACCUAAAAUAUGAUGUCUCUAGUUGUUUCGACAUUUUACAUAUCACGUAUUUUACAUGGACCCAUUUUGCUCAACAAAAAUAUGUAAGUACACCGCAAAAACUGCUGUAACCUAUGGA
This is a messenger RNA of Tigriopus californicus, 2184 nucleotides long. RefSeq lists its product as uncharacterized. Gene Ontology annotation, molecular function: G protein-coupled receptor activity. The record is from RefSeq and is a predicted model, not a curated record. Gene Ontology annotation, biological process: G protein-coupled receptor signaling pathway. Bases 88 to 1944 code for a protein of 618 amino acids. The transcript is spliced from 2 exons. Lineage: Eukaryota; Metazoa; Arthropoda; Copepoda; Harpacticoida; Harpacticidae. Gene Ontology annotation, cellular component: membrane.